Messenger RNA from Solea senegalensis (Senegalese sole), 4778 nucleotides. It is a transcript of the gene cpsf1, whose product is annotated as cleavage and polyadenylation specific factor 1. The transcript is spliced from 38 exons. The coding region runs from base 189 to 4604 and encodes 1471 amino acids. Gene Ontology annotation, cellular component: nucleus; mRNA cleavage and polyadenylation specificity factor complex. Gene Ontology annotation, molecular function: nucleic acid binding; protein binding. The record is from RefSeq and is a predicted model, not a curated record. NCBI's taxonomy places the organism in Eukaryota, Metazoa, Chordata, Actinopteri, Pleuronectiformes, Soleidae.
AGCCGAAGAAGAAAAGAGAUCAACGCAGCCGCAGCACUGCGACAGCUAACAGUUAGCUCUACCGGCUAUGGAAUCAGUAAACCACAAAUUAUGAUACCUUAAGUGUGAACACCGGAGGGAGGGAAAUAAAACUACAAAAUCCAAUCUGAUAACGUGUUUGACAUAGAUGCUGUGAGCAGCCAUCCAGGAUGUAUGCUGUGUACAGACAGGCCCACACCCCCACUGCAGUGGAGUUCUCUGUCUACUGCAACUUUAUAUCCAGUAAGGAGAAGAACUUGGUGGUAGCAGGAACAUCUCAACUCUUUGUCUACAGGAUUAUCCAUGAUGUGGAGAGUUCAUCAAAGUCUGAUAAGUCUGCAGAUUCCAAGUCUCGUAAGGAGAAGCUGGAGCAGGUUGCAUCCUUUUCUCUUUAUGGAAAUGUUAUGUCCAUGGCCAGUGUGCAGCUGGUGGGCGCCAACAGAGAUGCGCUUCUUCUCAGUUUCAAAGAUGCCAAGUUGUCUGUAGUGGAGUAUGACCCCGGGACACAUGACCUCAAGACCCUGUCUCUUCAUUACUUUGAGGAGCCAGAACUCAGAGAUGGCUUUGUACAAAAUGUACACAUUCCCAUCGUCCGUGUAGAUCCAGAAAAUCGCUGCGCUGUCAUGCUUGUUUAUGGCACCAAACUUGUGGUGUUGCCAUUCAGGAAGGACACGCUAACUGAUGAGCAGGAAGGAGGAGUUGGAGAAGGGCCUAAAUCCAGCUUCCUGCCCAGCUAUAUCAUCGAUGUGCGUGAGCUGGACGAGAAGCUGCUGAACAUCAUUGACAUGAAGUUUCUACAUGGCUAUUAUGAGCCCACUCUGCUCAUCCUGUUUGAGCCCAAUCAGACCUGGCCUGGGCGCGUGGCUGUGCGUCAAGACACUUGUAGCAUUGUCGCCAUCUCCCUCAACAUCAUGCAAAAGGUCCAUCCUGUCAUCUGGUCUCUCAGUAAUCUGCCGUUUGACUGUACGCAAGUUAUGCCGGUUCCUAAGCCCAUCGGUGGUGUGGUGGUGUUUGCUGUGAAUUCAUUGCUUUAUUUGAACCAGAGUGUUCCACCGUAUGGAGUUGCUCUCAAUUCUCAAACAGUUGGCACCACAGCCUUCCCACUGCGUGUACAGGAUGAAGUGAGGAUCACGCUCGACUGUUCGCAGUCAGACUUUAUUGCCUACGACAAGAUGGUUAUCUCUUUAAAAGGAGGAGAAAUUUACGUGCUGACCCUCAUCACAGACGGCUUGAGGAGCGUGAGAGCUUUCCACUUUGACAAAGCCGCUGCCAGUGUCCUGACAACCUGUAUGGUAACCAUGGAGCCCGGCUUCCUUUUCCUUGGUUCUCGCCUGGGAAACUCUCUGCUCCUGAAGUACACAGAGAAACUACAGGAGACGCCACCAGAGGAGGGCAAAGAAAAGCAGGAAAAAGAGAAAGAGAAGGACAAAGACAAACAGGAGGAACCACCGAGCAAAAAGAAACGAGUAGAAUCUUCCGCUAACUGGACUGAUGAGGUGGAUGAGAUUGAAGUAUAUGGAAGUGAGGCCCUAUCAGGCACUCAGCUGGCCACCUACUCCUUUGAGGUUUGUGACAGCAUACUCAACAUUGGACCGUGUGCAAAUUCCUCCAUGGGAGAACCUGCUUUCUUGUCAGAGGAGUUCCAGGGCAACCCUGAGCCUGACCUGGAGGUCGUCGUCUGCUCUGGUUAUGGCAAGAACGGUGCACUAUCUGUGCUUCAGAGAAGCAUCCGACCACAAGUGGUCACUACUUUUGAGUUGCCAGGUUGCCAUGACAUGUGGACGGUCAUCUCAAGUGAGGUCAAGGAAGACAAAAAAGCUGCUAAAAAUGACGAGAUAGAGGACGGGGGAACAGAGACAGAAAACAGUGAGGAGGGCGAGGAAGGAGAAAAAAAAAAGGACGAGAAGGAGAAAGAGGAGGAGAGGAAGACAGACCCUCCUCUGGAGGACGAUAAAAAGAAGCACGGCUUUCUCAUUCUGAGCAGAGAAGAUUCUACCAUGAUCCUUCAGACAGGUCAGGAGAUCAUGGAGCUGGACACCAGUGGUUUUGCCACGCAGGGACCCACCGUGUUCGCUGGAAACAUCGGUGACAACAAGUACAUCAUCCAGGUGUCACCUAUGGGUAUUCGACUGCUCGAAGGAGUCACACAGCUCCACUUCAUCCCCGUGGACCUGGGCUCUCCCAUAGUGCAUUGCUCCGUGGCUGACCCUUUCGUGGUGAUCAUGACAGCAGAGGGAAUAGUCACCAUGUUUGUGCUAAAGAUUGACUCGUAUAUGGGGAAGACGCAUCGGCUGGCUCUGCAGAAACCACAGAUCCCAGCUCAAUCGCGUGUCAUUACUCUGUGUGCAUACCGAGACGUAAGCGGCAUGUUCACCACGGAAACCAAAGUCAGUUCCUCCGCCAAAGAAGACAACAUCAUGAGGAGUCAGUCUGAGGCAGAGACCAUCAUCCAGGACCUCAGUAACGUAGUGGACGACGAGGAGGAAAUGCUGUACGGAGACUCCAGCGCCAACGCAAACUCCACAAAGGACGAAAUGAACCGCAACUCUGCGGCAAUGUCUGGAGGUGAUGGAGCCUCAAGCAAAGCUGAGCCCACACACUGGUGCAUGAUCAUCAGGGAGAGCGGUGUCAUGGAGAUUUAUCAGCUGCCGGACUGGAGGUUGGUCUUCCUGGUGAAGAAUUUCCCAGUAGGUCAGAGGGUGUUGGUGGACAGCUCGUCCGGCCAGUCAGCAGCACAGGGGGAGGGCAAGAAGGAGGAGGUCACUCGGCAAGGAGAGAUUCCGUUAGUCAAAGAGGUGUCUUUGGUUUCACUUGGCAACAAUCACAGCAGACCGUAUUUAUUGGUUCAUGUGGAACAGGAGCUUCUGAUCUAUGAAGCGUUCCCGUACGAUCAGCAGCAGCCACAAAACAACCUGAAAGUCCGCUUUAAGAAGGUGCCGCACAACAUUAACUACAGAGAAAAGAAAUCAAAGCUCAAGAAAGAUAAGAAGGCAGAGGGCGGAGCCGCAGAGGAGAGCGGAGCUGUGAAAAGUCGGAUUACCAGGUUCAGAUUCUUUGAGGACAUCUCUGGAUACUCGGGGGUGUUCAUCUGUGGUCCGUCUCCUCAUUGGAUGCUGGUCACAUCUCGCGGAGCUUUGAGGCUUCACCCCAUGACCAUCGAUGGCUCCAUCGAGUCUUUCUCCCCCUUCCACAACAUAAACUGCCCUAAAGGCUUCCUGUACUUCAACAAACAGGGUGAGCUGAGGAUCAGCGUCCUGCCCACAUAUCUGUCCUACGAUGCCCCCUGGCCAGUCAGGAAAAUCCCACUGAGGUGCACGAUCCACUACGUCUCUUACCACGUCGAAACCAAGGUGUACGCUCUGUGCACCAGUGUGAAAGAGCUCUGCACUCGUAUCCCCAGGAUGACGGGAGAGGAGAAGGAGUUUGAAACCAUAGACCGAGAUGAUCGUUACAUUAAUCCUCAGCAGGAGAGGUUCUCCAUCCAGCUCAUCUCUCCAGUCAGCUGGGAGACCAUUCCCAACACACGGAUCGACCUGGAAGAGUGGGAACAUGUGACCUGCAUGAAGACGGUGGCACUGAGGAGUCAGGAGACAGUGUCAGGCCUGAAGGGCUACAUUGCAGCCGGGACCUGCCUGAUGCAGGGGGAGGAGGUGACCUGCAGGGGGCGGAUUUUGAUCGUGGACGUGAUUGAAGUGGUGCCAGAGCCCGGUCAGCCCCUUACCAAGAACAAGUUCAAAGUCCUGUAUGAGAAGGAGCAGAAGGGACCAGUGACGGCACUGUGUCACUGCAACGGAUACCUGGUCUCCGCCAUCGGACAGAAGAUCUUCCUGUGGGUCCUGAAGGACAAUGACCUGACCGGCAUGGCCUUCAUCGACACCCAGCUCCACAUCCACCAGAUGAUCAGCAUCAAGAACUUCAUCCUGGCCGCUGACCUGAUGAAGAGCAUCUCACUGCUGCGGUACCAGGAGGAGAGUAAGACACUGUCGCUCGUCAGCAGGGACGCAAAGCCACUGGAGGUUUACAGCAUCGAGUUCAUGGUGGAUAACAACCAGCUUGGAUUCUUGGUGACGGAUCGAGACAAGAACAUCUAUGUCUAUAUGUAUUUACCUGAAGCUAAAGAGAGCUUUGGAGGACUGCGUCUGCUGAGACGAGCCGACUUUAACGCCGGCGCUCACAUAAACUCUCUGUGGCGGAUGCCGUGCAGAGGAGCACUGGACGCUGGCAGCAAGAAGUCCCUGACCUGGGACAACAAGCACAUCACCUGGUUCGCAACCCUUGAUGGAGGCGUUGGCUUGCUCCUCCCCAUGCAGGAGAAGACAUACCGACGACUGCUGAUGUUACAGAACGCCCUGACCAUCAUGCUGCCUCAUCACGCCGGUCUUAACCCAAAGGCCUUCAGAAUGCUGCACAGCGACAGGCGUGGCCUGCAGAACGCCGUGAGAAACAUCCUGGACGGAGAACUCCUCAACAAGUACUUGUACCUCAGCACCAUGGAGCGCAGUGAGCUCGCCAAGAAGAUAGGAACCACUCAGGACAUAGUUCUGGAUGACCUUCUGGAGAUCGACAGAGUAACAGCUCAUUUCUGAGCCACAUUCCUUCCUCCUCCACCACCACGUCUCUUCCACUGACUGCUGUUUUCUAUCCAGUGUAAGCAAUGUUUUGUACGGUCGUCUCUGUGAAAACCUUAUUUCGUUUUUUCUUACAUGUCAGACAAAAACAGAGGGCAGUUGUGUUUUCUUAGAUUAUUUUGUAUUAAAAAC